AUGAGAGGAAUGGAAAUUUCUUGGUUUCCUUUGAUAUUGUUGCUUGGGUCAACAGUCAAUAAUCUCUCAGAGGCUAGCCAUGAUCAUAAGCUUCAUUCUGCUGUUGUUGUUGGAACUGUGUACUGUGAUACUUGUUUCCAAGAGGAUUUCUCUAAGCCCACCCACUUUAUUUCAGGUGCAUCUGUUGCAGUGGAAUGUAAAGAUGGGAGUUCGAGGCCAAGUUUUCGACAAGAAGUGAAAACCAAUGAACGUGGAGAAUUCAAAGUUCAUUUGCCUUUCUCAGUUAGCAAACAUGUCAAGAAAAUCAAGAGAUGUUCAGUGGAACUUAUCAAUAGCAGUGAGCCAUAUUGUGCUGUGGCCUCAACAGCAACUUCAUCAUCACUGUAUCUCAAGUCAAGAAAGCAAGGAACUCACAUUUUCUCAGCUGGGUUUUUCACUUUCAAGCCAUUGAAACAACCAAAUCUAUGCAACCAAAAACCGAGUGUUCAAGAUUCUAGGCAAAUCAACACCCAAAACACCUUGAGGUUUGCCCAACCAAACUAUCCAACAUUUCCACCUCCACUUCAAGACCCAGCAACGCCACAACCAAGUCCCCUGCUUCCCAAUCUCCCACCAUUACCUCAACUCCCUCAACUCCCACCUCUGCCAUCCCUUCCAGGGCUCCCUUUUCCACCAAUUCCGGGAAGGAAUUAG
Messenger RNA from Durio zibethinus, 693 nucleotides. RefSeq names its product protein DOWNSTREAM OF FLC. The record is from RefSeq and is a predicted model, not a curated record. Lineage: Eukaryota; Viridiplantae; Streptophyta; Magnoliopsida; Malvales; Malvaceae.